Leguminivora glycinivorella is the source of this 1613-nucleotide messenger RNA. RefSeq names its product FAD-dependent oxidoreductase domain-containing protein 1-like (gene l(2)37Bb). The transcript has 6 exons. Gene Ontology annotation, molecular function: oxidoreductase activity. Gene Ontology annotation, cellular component: cytoplasm. The record is from RefSeq and is a predicted model, not a curated record. Lineage: Eukaryota; Metazoa; Arthropoda; Insecta; Lepidoptera; Tortricidae. Bases 163 to 1560 code for a protein of 465 amino acids.
GCCUAUGCCAAAUGCGGCCUAGUCACAGUCAGAAGCAAUAUUAAGCAAGUGAAAAUUUUGGCAAAGCAAAUACGAAACUUAUGUCCUGCUGUAACAUUUAAGUUAUUUCACUCUAGAAAAGAGGCAUAUUUCCUUGAGUAUUUGGUGACACUCAUUUAUACUAUGAUAACUUCCAAAGUCUUUCAUCGAGGUUUUAGCAAAUAUGGUUUUUUGUGCUCCGAAUCAAAAAACCCCUUUAAACGAACAUGGGAUACAAUUUCCAAAGAAUUGCCAGCUUUGUUCGGCUUGAAUAACAAAAUCUCAAAUUAUCCAGAACAUGCCGAUAUCGUAAUUAUUGGAGGUGGUUAUAUUGGCUCAUCUGUUGCAUAUUGGCUUAAAACGAAAGCCAGCCAUGGACUUUCUGUUGUUGUGCUAGAAAAAGAUCCAACAUACGCUGGCGCUAGAAAAAAUAUAUCAUGUGGAUCCCUAACUCAGCAUUUCUCAUCACCAGAAAAUAUACAUCUUUCUCAACACAGUGCAGAAUUUUUAAGGAAUGUAAAAGAUAAUUUGGGUCCAAAUGUUGACCUAAAAUAUGUACCUAAGGGGCAGUUACUUUUAGCUUGUGAAGAACAUGCUGAAAAACUUGAGCAAAAUGUCAAUAUUCAAAGAGAAUAUGGUAUUAGAAAUGAACUAUUGAGUACAAAGGAAAUAAAAAACAAAUUCCCGUGGAUAAACACUGAUGAUGUAAAACUUGGAUGUUUGGGAUAUGAGUCUGAAGGAACAUUUGAUGCCCUAGCCCUCCUUGGAGGUCUUGUAAAAAAAUCUUUAGAUAUGGGAACAAAUUACAUACAUGCUGAAGUAACAGGGUUUGAACUAGAAAAACAAAGAGAUGUAUUAAUGGAGGGUAUUGCACCUGGUUCAUUUGAAAGGAUAAAUAAAGUUAUGUACAGAACACCAGAAAAUGAAGAACACUCCAUUAAAUUUGCAGCUUGUAUUUUAGCAGCAGGACAUGAGUCCAGUCAAAUUGCCCAAUUGGCCAAAAUUGGUAAUGCUGGUGGUUUACUAGCCAUACCAUUACCAAUUGAAAAAAGAGAGACUGAUGUGUAUUCCAUAGAAAAUGUAACCAAAAUUACUGGCCUAAAUACACCUCUCAUUAUGGAUACAAGUGGAGUAUGGAUAAGGAAAGAUGGCAUAGGAAGCAAUCUCUUGUGUGGUGCCAUUCCUCUUCUUUCACAGAGUGCUACUGGCCUGUUUGGUGAUGAAUACUCUGACAAAAUUAUAAAACCUUCUUUAUUUAACAGAAUACCACAAUGCAACUCGGCACAGGUAACCAGCAUUGCAACUGAAUCAUAUGACUAUUGUCAUUAUGAUGACACUGGCAUAUUGGGACCACAUUCAUAUCAUAAUAACUUGUACAUAGCCGCAGGUUUUGGUAAGCAAGGUUGCCAGCAUGCACCAGGUAUUGGAAGAGCUAUUGCUGAGCUUAUAGUUGAUGGCCAAUAUGUCUCUACAGACUUUACACGGCUAAGCUUUGACAGAUUCCUUACAGACAGUCCAUUAAUAGAAUUUAACAUUUAUUAAUUCAACAAAACAGAAAUAUAGUUAAUGUAAUUAAAAACAAAUGAGUUUCAUUA